Molecule: messenger RNA, 1341 nt
Organism: Cylindrotheca closterium
Lineage: Eukaryota; Bacillariophyta; Bacillariophyceae; Bacillariales; Bacillariaceae
Source: the annotation of a GenBank genome assembly
AUGGAAUGCGCCGCAGCCUUCAUCUCAGUGGCUCUAGCAGACUUUUUCAUUUUGGGAGGUAAGGAUGAGGGACGAGAAACGAAAUUAUCAGUUGAUGUCAACGCGUCCAAGAGUGUUCCAUCGGAUGUCAAUUGGAGCCCGGUAACAGCAACAACAAUGGACGAUGAAAUGAGUAUAUUGAGCGACGACGAGGAGGAUCAUUUCGUUUCACCAAAGCAGUCCAAGGUUAUCCUGAUGGGGGAGUUCAUAGAUAAUCGCUCGAAUCGACUACAUUCUGAUACAUCCUAUAAGCCGGAAUUUGACGCUGCGAGAAGUGUUGUAGCGACAAGCAAUAAAAUCACAGCUAUAAAUUUUCAACCCCCGCUCAAGUUUCAAUCAGAUGAGAUUUCAUCAGUACGCCGGAAAACAAAGAAGCUGUCAUCUAAAUUGCGGAAACAGCUCAAAACAUCCAAAACUGACUGUGUUAAUGAAUAUCAUGGUGACAAAGGGGAGCGAAACAGUACACGAGUUCAUAUACAAGAAGCGAAGGGGCAGAAGAGACUAUCAAGAAUGGGAAUGCCAUACACAAUCCCGAAUAAAACCCUUUCAUCAUCAAGUAGAUCCAAGGAAUGGCAAGAGAAGCAAUAUGCUGGCUCUAUGCGAUUUGCUAGCGCAGCGAUUCGAGAUAGUAAGCACAAUUUCUCAACAAGAGUGCUAAGAACCAAAACCAGUACUGGGGAACUGCAGGCAAAAUUUUCGAGAAACACUCAGAACGACUUUCGUUCCAUACUUUCAUUCUGGGAAUCAAUGGCCAAUCACAGCCCACAAAGAACGGGCGAUUCUCAAGGAGAAAGAGCUAGGGGGAAUGCGUCGAGGGGAAAAGCUCCGCCUACUGCUGCGAUCAAGGCGAAGACCAACCAGCAUAAAUCUCUGGAAACUACGUCUGCAACUUACAUUCAGUGUUGCUUUCGUCAGUAUCUAAGAAGGAGGCUGGAAAGAUUUGCUGCCAUUCGGAUACAGAAACAAGCACGCGUCUUCUUUGCAAUAAAUGAAGUCAGUAGGAUACGGGAAGCUGAAAGAGAAUCUCGUAGUAGAGGCGUCGCCCUCAAUGGCAAGAAGAAGAUUCACGCAUUUGUGAAGCACUUCUCCGGGGCUAGCUAUGGCUGUCCAGUAGUGAAAGACGCCAUAACAAGAACAAUUCCGCUUGCCACAGAGAAAAUGUCCUUGUUUGCAUCAAAUCCAGCAACGAAUGAGGCUACGAGGAGUAGUUGUAGAACAAUUGGUGGGACCAAUGCAAUUACAAACGGCAUCCGGCAGGAAGACUUUUGGAGGACGCAAAGAGUCAUGCUUCAGCAUCGUUGA